Paramormyrops kingsleyae is the source of this 2923-nucleotide messenger RNA. RefSeq names its product cholinergic receptor nicotinic beta 3 subunit a (gene chrnb3a). NCBI's taxonomy places the organism in Eukaryota, Metazoa, Chordata, Actinopteri, Osteoglossiformes, Mormyridae. Gene Ontology annotation, biological process: monoatomic ion transmembrane transport. Gene Ontology annotation, cellular component: postsynaptic membrane. The record is from RefSeq and is a predicted model, not a curated record. Gene Ontology annotation, molecular function: acetylcholine-gated monoatomic cation-selective channel activity; transmembrane signaling receptor activity.
ACUGAUUACACUCCCAGCUAAGUAGUCUUAGACAUUUGCAGAACUCCUGCCUGUUGGCCCCACGAUUCCACAUCCAUUCUCCAGCUGGUGCUAUGCCCCACUCAUCCUCAACCCAUCCGUCAGCCUUCCGCUCAUCCCCUCUGCCUUCUUCCUCCAUUCUCCCUUCAUCUUCCCCGCGAUGCUGUUACCAUUGGCUGCCCGUUAAAAGCGCCGUACUCCCCCCUCCCAGACCUCCUCUUCCCCGAGUCCGCCCCUCCCUUUCGGCCGGCUUCUCACCAUCCGCCGGGUCGCGCAGCCACAUCAAUGGGACAUCAGUGCGGGGGAGGCGGCGCUGAUAAGCAGAAUAACGGCGCGGCGGAUAAAGUGUCUCACGGUUGCAUUGGACGUCCCCGGGCGUCUUCGCGGAAACAGCAUCGCUCUCGGGCUGCUCUUCUCCCUUUGCGUCCCGUCCGAUGAGAAUGAAGUAGCCCCGGGCUGGGAGGUGCCGCUGUGUGGGAAGGUGUCAUGAAGUUGGCCGCUGCCCUCCUCUGCGCGGCGCUCUCGCUGGCUGCGGCCACCGUCCGAGCCCUGGAGGAUUUCGUAUCCCUGGCCGAGAUGGAGGAUUCCCUCCUGAGGAACCUCUUUCUUGGAUACCAGAAAUGGGUCCGGCCUGUCCUGCACGCCAACGACACCAUCACCGUCCGAUUUGGCCUCAAGAUCUCCCAGCUGGUGGAUGUGGAUGAGAAAAACCAGCUUAUGACCACCAACGUCUGGCUGUGGCAGGAGUGGAUCGAUUAUAAGAUGCGGUGGAACCCAGAAGAUUAUGGUGGGAUCACAUCCAUCCGAGUUCCUUCAGAGACCAUCUGGCUGCCUGACAUCGUGCUGUAUGAGAACGCUGAUGGACGCUUUGAGGGCUCUCUGAUGACGAAAGCGAUCGUCAAGUUUAACGGCACCGUUACUUGGACGCCGCCGGCCAGCUACAAAUCCUCCUGCACUAUGGACGUCACCUUCUUUCCCUUCGACCAGCAGAAUUGCUCCAUGAAGUUCGGCUCGUGGACCUAUGACGGCCACAUGGUGGACCUGGUCCUGGUGGAUGAUCAUGUGGACCGCAAGGACUUUUUUGACAACGGGGAGUGGGAGAUUCUCAAUGCUACCGGGGCCAGAGGCAGCCGCCAGGACGGGGUGUACUCUUACCCCUACGUCACCUACUCCUUCAUCCUCAAGAGGCUCCCGCUCUUCUACACGCUGUUCCUCAUCAUCCCGUGCCUGGGUCUGUCAUUCCUCACCGUGCUGGUCUUCUACCUUCCCUCCGAUGAGGGUGAGAAGCUCUCGUUGUCCACCUCCGUCCUAGUUUCCCUCACCGUCUUCUUACUGGUCAUCGAGGACAUCAUCCCUUCCUCGUCCAAGGUCAUUCCACUCAUCGGCGAGUACCUCCUCUUCAUCAUGAUCUUCGUCACCUUCUCCAUCAUCGUAACUGUCUUCGUCAUCAACGUUCAUCACCGCUCGUCCGCCACCUACCACCCCAUGGCGCCCUGGGUGAAGAGCCUCUUCUUGCAGAAGUUGCCCAGGCUGCUGUGCAUGCGGGGUCACACCGACCGCUACCGCUAUCCGGACAUUCAGCUACGUAGCCCUGAGCUCAAGCCCCGGUGCAAAAAGCAAGCCAGGCCUCAGGCUGGCAAGGAGGAUGAGAACAUCGCCUGGCUGGCCUUGCUGGAGAGGGCCACCGAUUCUGUGCGGUACAUCUCCCGGCACAUCAAGAAAGAGCAUUUCAUCCGUGAGGUGGUCCAGGACUGGAAGUUUGUGGCCCAGGUUUUGGACCGUAUUUUUCUGUGGGCCUUCCUCACCGUGUCCAUCCUGGGCACCAUUUUUAUCUUUACCCCAGCUCUGCAGAUGUACCUCAGCACACCUUCCUGAGUCCUUCUGGAGGGCCAAACAUCAUCAUCAUCGUCGUCAUCAUCGUCGUCAUCAUCGUCGUCAUCAACAUCAUCAUCAACAUCAUCAUCAUUAUUAUCGUCGUCAUCAUCAUCGUCAUCAUCAACAUCAUCAUCGUCAUCAUCAUUAUCAUUAUCAUCGUCAUCAUCAUCGUCGUUGCUGUAUCCCCAUCAUCAUGUAUAGGCUGACUUUGGCUCCAAGGUGAGCUGUGAGAUUUUGGCCUAGUGCCCUUAAAACCCUACAAAUGUCAUCCUUGUACCAGUUUCCCAACCUAAAUCGACUGUAUAUUCCCAAAAUCUGUAUGUACUGUAAAUCUAAGGACAUGAUCGGUACAUAAAAUGCAAAAAAUAUACAGUCUGGCUUGAUGCCUCAUUAAUCCUGCCAACACUGCAGUUACUGUACAGAAUCUGCACCUUCUGGGUGCUCAUCAGCUAUGAUACAGUAAGCACCUGUCAGAAAUGGGUCGGCGGAAUGUGCCAGACUGUCUCACAACCACACAUCCAUGGGACUUUGAAAUAACCUACGUUUUCCUCCCCUGCACACUGAAAAAGUCCCUUCAGUCACGUCAUCCAUAGCUCCUGCUCCCUUUCACACGUUCGAUUGUGUUCCAGAAGAACAGCAGCAUGAUUUGUUGAGUGGAAAAUCCUACUCUUUGAAACUGCCUACGUGUGUCAAUGCCUAGACUCCAGGGAGGAUGAAAUUUAUAUAUAUGUAAUAUGUGUAACAUUUAUGGCAUUUGGGUACGCUAAAUUAAACUCAGGAUUAGUUGAUUUUAGAAUAGUUAACUCAAGAAGUUCAAGCAUUUCCCUUUGGGAUCGUUAAACUUUAAGUAAUGUAAUUUACCACAACUUUUGGUUUGACCACUAGAUGGCAGCAAAUGUUCAUUUACGUUUGAAGCCAUUUAAAAAAAAUAGGUAAUAGCUGUCUAACUAUAACCCAUAUUUCUUGACUUAUGUCAUCACUUGUCUGCGUUUUUAACGCAUGGGUUUUAUCAUCUGGUUCUGUAUUUAAC